GGGUCGUGCUGUAGCGUAGCAACGCUGGAGCUUGGCUGAGGUGCUAGAACCUCAGUUCUUGUUAGACUUCGCGAGGAGAGGUAUCGUUGCUAUUGUGUGUCGCUCGCUAUUUUUCCGUAGCGGCGGCGGCCUGAAAAUAAGGAGAGUUCGAACAGAAGAGGGUCGCGGUCAGGAGUGUACUGUCAAAAUAUUAUGGACGAUCAGAGCAGAAUGAUGCACCCUGUGACUUCUCAAGUCGGAAUGAUGCCCCAGCCUUAUGGCAUGCAACCUGUGGAUCCAAAUCACGGUGGACCAACAACGCCAGACCAAGAAACUAGGAAACAAGAUAUUGGCGAAAUUUUGCAGCAGAUAAUGAAUAUCACGGACCAGUCGUUGGACGAAGCGCAGGCCAGGAAACACACACUUAACUGUCACCGUAUGAAGCCAGCUCUCUUCAGUGUUUUGUGCGAAAUAAAGGAAAAAACAGUGCUGAGCCUGCGGAACACGCAGGAGGAAGAGCCGCCGGACCCGCAGCUGAUGCGGCUGGACAACAUGCUGAUCGCGGAGGGCGUGGCCGGCCCCGAGAAGGGCGGCGGUGCGGGGGCGGCGGCUAGUGCGUCGGCGGCGGCGUCGGGCGGACCCGGCCAGCCGGACAACGCCAUCGAGCACUCCGACUACCGCGCCAAGCUCGCGCAGAUCCGCCAGAUCUACCACCAAGAGCUCGAGAAGUACGAGCAGGCGUGUAACGAGUUCACGACGCACGUGAUGAAUCUCCUGAGGGAGCAGUCGCGCACACGGCCCAUCACGCCCAAGGAGAUCGAGCGCAUGGUGCAGAUCAUCCACAAGAAGUUCUCUUCCAUCCAAAUGCAGCUCAAGCAGAGCACCUGCGAGGCCGUCAUGAUCUUGCGCUCCAGGUUCCUCGACGCCAGGAGGAAGAGAAGAAACUUUAGCAAACAGGCUUCUGAAAUCCUGAAUGAGUAUUUUUAUUCACACUUAAGCAAUCCUUACCCAUCUGAAGAGGCAAAGGAAGAGCUUGCAAGGAAAUGUGGAAUAACAGUUUCACAGGUAUCCAACUGGUUUGGAAACAAGAGAAUUCGUUACAAGAAAAACAUUGGAAAAGCACAAGAGGAAGCCAACUUAUAUGCAGCAAAGAAAGCUGCUGGUGCCUCUCCAUAUACCAUGGGUCCAGCACCUCAAGGGACGCCGACUCCAAUGAUGUCCCCUGCUCCUCCUGGCGGCCCCCAAGACAGCAUGGGGUAUAAUAUGAAUAUGAAUGGUGGAGAUUACAAUUCCUCAAUGUCAGGUUCACAGCCACCUUAUGCAGAUGGAGGAAUGGGCUAUGAUCCAAUGCACCAGGGUGGCCACGUCACCCCCAAGUCCGGCUCGCCUGUGCGACCUGGCUCUGUAGGGUGGAGUGGGCCUCCGCCUAGGGAGCAGAUUCCAGACUUCCCUCCUGUGCAGCCACUGCAUCCUGAUGACGAUGAAAGCGGUGACAGCAGUGACGGCACUGGUUCUGUGAAGAGGCAGAAACUCUAGGGCUAUCAUCCCUUCAAUGCAACUCAGACAACGAAACUGCAUCCCAGCUUCAUAUAUACUUACUUGCCAUUUGUUGAUUAGUUUGUGGAAGGACCUCAGUAUGAAUACUGAGUAGUGGACUAGCAGACAUUUAGUAGCUGUCAGAAACAAAAAUGAUUUUUUUUUUUUUUAAAAAAAAGAGGAUGUGAAAUUAAGGGCUGGAGCUGCAGUGGAUCCUUAAAGGCCUAAGCACAAUGAAUGUACUUGUGGCUUUAAUACAUUUAAUAUUCUUAAUUGUAUCUUAAUAUUCUUCAGCCUCAGCUUAGUAGAUAGACCAUUGAUUAAAUUUUAAGAGUACAUUACUGCACAGCAGUCCAGUGCAAAUGGCUCACACUUAAUUAAUAUCAAAUGGCAUGCCAAACUAAGUGCAUUAGAGGUCUUAAUUUUUAUGGUUUAGCAAAGUAAUGUAAUUUUAUAUUUACUGUUGCAGAGACAGUUGCUGUAUCCAUUUCAGGUUAUUAUACCUUUGUUGGCUGCUGUUGGUAGAAGUAAUUAAACUUUUGUUGUUGUUGUUGUUGUUUUUCCUUUUUAUCAGACAAGAGAUACAUUAAUAAUUGAUGUAGGACUCUCUCAGUAUUCGACAGUCGGUAUUGUAUGUACUAAUAAAUAUUUCACUGGUUGUUAGAUUAGAAGAGGAGAGCUUCCACUUACUGUAGUGGCAUGCAAACAAUACUUGGCUCUCAAGGCAUGGGACAGAACAAUUUUAGCAUGAAAUGAAAGCUGGUAUUGUCAUUUUAUUUAUGUUUUUAAAUUUAUUUUUUUAAAUGUAUGUCUAAGGCCUGAAGGAUACAAAUUGAAAGGUAACCAAAUGUGCUAAAUGUGCAUUAAGUAGAAGUGAAAAAAGGUAAAUAAAGAUAAGUCAUUCAUUAAGGAAAGGCUUUACAUCUUGAUUUUUGAAAGAUGUAGGAGCUUUUGCAAAUGGCAGUGGCAGCAAUCUAUGGAAUGUGUGUAAGGAGAGUAAGACCUAAACCAUCAUUCUUUUUAUUAUAUGGAAUUUUUCAAUAUAACUUUAAAUUCUUAUGUUGCCUUAUGUCUAAAAUAGUAAUGCAGCUUCACUCAAAAUCUAUGUAAGAAAAUUUCUGUAUUCAUCUAUAGUCUAUAGCCAGUUCCAGAUUGUUCAAUUGAUGUAUGAGAUAUCUGUGAAAGAACUGUAGUAGCGUAUAUUUGAAAGAAACAGUGAGAAAUUUGAAAUGUAAAACAUAUGGCUCACAGUGAAAAGAAUUUUUGUUUGUUUGUGCAAUUUCUGUAGAUUUAGACGUUAGAAUGUCAAAACCAGUGCUGUGGUAUGUGUACCACCCACUGAUAAAUUAAAAGAUCUUUCUGUCAUGCACAUAUAUCCUCAAUAUUCAGGCAUAAGUCUCUUAGUGUGGCUUGAUUGUUAUUCAUCUAUCCAGAUAAGCUUAUUUUAAUUAUUUUUGUAGGCAGCACAGGAGUAUGGAAGUCUAUUAAAAUCUGUUAUUCCAACCAACAAUAAAAAGAGGCCUAUAUUGUUUUAAGGCAUAACUCCUUUUCUGUACAAUACCAGUAUAGGAUAACUUAACAGAAGAUUGCUCACCAAAAUCAUUUGAUCACUUGAGAUGCCUCCUAUAUAUGUAUAUGACAAAGAUUUUUUUAUUUGGUCAGUAAUUACAUCUAUAAAAGAAAUAUUUGCCAGUACCUGAAUCUGUUGGGACAUGAAGGAUUUAGAGCAUUGGGUUGAUAAUAAUGUAAUUAUUUGCCAUUAGUGAGCAACAUGUGAACUUGUACUUGCACAAGUUUUAUUUCAGUGACCAGUGAGAGGUUCAUUUUGUGGAGUUUUUGUACAAUGAAUAGACUAUGGUUAUCAAGAGAUAUACUCUAAAAAUGAGGCAGUAUGAUGUGGAAAUUAAUAACAACUUCUUGUAUACGUAUAGUGACAAAGCAGUGUACAUAUUCUCAACUGUUGCAAAGCAUUGUACCAAAAUGCACAGAGCUCCAACAGUAUACGCCAUCCAUAUACGUAUUUUUCAGUGAAUUUGUUGGAAUCCAUAUGUAAUGUUAACAUAUCAUCGUGAAUAUUUUUGUAAGUUUUAACUUUUAGGCUUUAACCAGAUUGUGGAGAGAAGAAAUUUAGGAUUCUCAUCAGCUUUAAAAUGCCAUAAUAGAAUGGUGUAAAGUAUUGUGUUUGUAAAAUUACAGGGUUAUAAGUUAAAGGCUCAAAAACAAUUUCCUACUAAUUAAAUCUCAUUCAGAAAUUUCUGAAACAACAGAGGGCAGAAAAUUAUGACAUAAGGAAAAAUAAUGGUAAUGCAGCAUUACAUUCCCCAUUUCUGUAGGAUGGAUUUCAGUCCCCUAUGUCAGUAAUACAGCAGGUAAUCAUCAUUACUUAAGGUUUAUGACUCAUAUGUACAUUAUUCACUAAAAGCAUGUUGAUUUGGAGUGAGUGAAAUAUGUAAAGCUGUAACCUCACUGUGCAGACUAACCACAAAGGAGCUGAAGUAAGAAAUUGUUAUGAGAGCAGUAAUAAAUUGCACUGUAAUAUCUGGAAAAGCUGAUUGUUAAGUUUCUUGUGAAAGAGGUGCAUACUGCAUUUUGCUCAGUACCAUUUAAAGGCAAACUAGAAUGAAUCAUUUCUGGCCCAUAACUUUGCAUGAAAAUUUAAAUAAUAAAGCGAGAAACAGAUGUGUUUAUCGUUGCAAGUAUACAGAAUAUUACAUUGUGUAAAAAGAAUAUUUGAAGCACCACAACAAAACGAUUAGGAAUGUAACAUGAAACAUCCAGGGAUAUCCCAGAAUCAGAUAUGUCACUGAAUUUUAAGUAGACAAUUUUAUUGUGUUAACCAAUGAAGUUAAAAACUGCACACUGUUACUGUUUGUCUUACUAACAACAUAUAUGUGUGCUCUAAAAUAUAAUUUUAUCUGAAAUCUGCUUAUUUCAUAAAUACUUGCAUCAAAAUUUAUAAGAGGUACCAUAUUCAUGCAAAGAGUAUAUUGAGAAAUUAAUAAAAGUUCUAAUUGGGGUCCAUAUUGUUAUUUGGCGUGUGUGUGUGUGUGUGUGUGUGUGUGUGUGUGUGUGUGUGUGUGUGUGUGUGUUGGGGGGGGGGGGGGGGGGCGGAUGCUUUGCCGAGCAGAUCCAACAAAUGUCAUCAUUUGGCAACCACUGAAGUCUGGUAGAAGCACCCCUUGAUAUUCGCAUAUAACAGCUUGCUAGGUGUUGCACACUCGUUAGCCAAUAUUUGUGGUUCACUAAGCAACAUAAUCGGAUACAUAGUAGGUUUCAGGUCUUUAAGAAAUCUUAAUGACGUGUGUAUAUAUAUAUAUAUAUCGAAAGUUUGAAUAGCAGUAACUCAAUUUUAAGGUUGACGUUUUUCCUCCUCUUUCUCCCUAUUAGCAGUUCAGUAUUUCUGUCAUGGAUUCUCUAUAAUAAGCCAGAUUAUUUUGUGAGUAAUUUGAAGUGGCUCAGUUGAGUUUCGUUACAAAGUUGCACAACAUCCAUGCAAAAUUUUGAAUUUUAUCACUACUUGUGUUUGUAAAGUUGAAACGUAUUUUAGUGUUUGAAGAUACGAUGAGUUUGUUUUUUGGUACUUUGAGGUUCAUUUCUGUCAUGAGAUGGAAAAAAUUAAUUAAUCAGCAUUUUUAUGGACUAUAAUCAUUUCUGAAAGUUGAGAGACUGGUGUAAAUAGUUGGAAAUAAAUUUCCUUACUGUUAUUCCACUCAAGGAGGCACCAAUUUCAUCUUUGCCACAGAAGUUACUUACUAUGUCCUCCCAAAGAAGACCUCAGUAAAUAAUAUAAUUGAGUUACACUUUUAGUUCCUUGUUUUUAUUAUUUGUUAGAAUGAGGAAGCUCAGUAUUGUCAUCAUAAUUUAUUUAUACAAAAACAGUUUAUUUUUAUUUUGCUUUACAAUGAAAAUAUAUCUUAUUCACUAUAUCAUUUUAGCUUUCCCUGUAUUUUCAUCUGACACUCCUAACAUAAUUUGUUUGCUUGUGUUAUUGAGAAAGUUGGCUGAGAAUUCAGCAUGGAAAGUUUCAUUCCUUCUACUCUGAAAAUUCCUGUAGAUACACUCGUAAAGCUUUCAGAAAGCAGAGAGCAAUAAAUAUGUUGCAAGAAACAGUGCUGCAUCUACUUCUUUUUAUUUUUUCACAACUGUCUUACUGUUUGGUCACUUGUAAUGUGUGUGUUACCAUUUUGUCAAUAAAUAAGCAUAAAGAGUCUGCAGCACUGCUUUUAUAUUUGUCUACAUAAAUGAGCACAUGCUUUAUGAAGAUUCGGGUUGCAUAUGUAGCCAGAACUUCCUUUUCUAAAAUUAGUUACAAAAAGAUUCCAUGUUCAAUCUUGAGACACCUGCAGGUAUAAUUGUUUUCAACAUUAAAGCUAACCAUACCUAGCAUUUUUUGUGCUCCCAUUUAGUACUGAAACACAGGAACCCCAACCAACGGUGGGCAAAGAACUUUCCUGAGAACAUUACAAGAUAAUAUUUCAGGAGACACUUUUUUUAAAAUUUCAUUUCUUGAUCAUAUUAACAGAUCACCCCCAUAGUUUCCCUAUUAACUGCUUAUCAAUGGAUUAUUGUUUCCUGUGAAUGUGAUAUAAUUUCACUGAAUUUACUGAACAAUAUGUCAUCCAGUCAUGAAAUUAAUUAAAUAUUUUUAUAUAAUUUUUGCUAUUAUUAUUAUUAGUCUGAUUUGCGUAUCAAUGAUUACCUGAAAAAACUAGAGAUGUAGUUCUUUUAGUAUUUGUUAGGGUCAUUUACACCUCAUGUUGCGCAUUGUGAUUGUUAAGUGUAAUGUGUUGGAACAACAGUGAAUUAGCUAGUAGGUAAUAUAUAUAAGGAGGCUGCUGUUACUGCAUAGAGUAUUGUGUGAUAAAUUGGCUUUACAAGAAAAUGUUUAAGUGAAUACUUUCAUUGUUUCGGUAAUCGGUAAUUUUACUGCAGGUUGUGACCAUAUUUGAUUAGUGUGAUAUCAGUCUGAAGUUUUGACUCACAUAGUUGCAAACUCUGUAAAAGUAUACUGUCAAAUAUUUAAAGUAAUAAUUGGUUUAUAAAACAAAAUUAAGAGUGAAAUAGUAUUUUUCAAUGCAAUGUUUAAAAAUUGGUCUCUACAGAAAGACAGUGCUCUGAUAACAGUGAAUAUUGUACACAGCACAGAUAUUUUCUGUACUCUUCAAUGAAAGUAUACGAUUUUCAAUACAAAAUAGUGAAUAUAAUAUACAUGUGUAAGGUUGGGAGAUGAAAAGUUGUUAUUUUACAAUAUUAUCUGCCAAGAAUAAAAUGUCACUUUGUUAAUGAAGCUCUUUUCUAGCUAAUAAAGAAAUGAAAUUGUCUUUUUUUCCCCUUCAUGGAGUCAUAUUGUUAAAGAAUAAUUGUGCUCAGCCAUUAUUUUAUAAUUUGUGUAUGUUUGAUAAGUUUGACAAUGUUCCAAAUCUUGUAGCCUAAAUGUAGAAAUAAAUUGCAGUACAUUGCUUUAUAACUUCGUAGCUCUAUACCAUAAAUACUUGAAUAAACUUGGUUAUACACUGUGUUAAAAGUUAGUGUGGUGUAAUUGUUUGUUUUGUGUGCCUACCAUAUGAAUUUAACAUGCUAAAUCAGGCCAAUUUUUAGCAAACUUUCAGUAAAUUU
This is a messenger RNA of Schistocerca serialis cubense, 7131 nucleotides long. It is a transcript of the gene exd, whose product is annotated as homeobox protein extradenticle. Gene Ontology annotation, biological process: embryonic organ development; neuron development; animal organ morphogenesis. NCBI's taxonomy places the organism in Eukaryota, Metazoa, Arthropoda, Insecta, Orthoptera, Acrididae. The transcript is spliced from 9 exons. The coding region runs from base 193 to 1515 and encodes 440 amino acids. Gene Ontology annotation, cellular component: nucleus. Gene Ontology annotation, molecular function: RNA polymerase II cis-regulatory region sequence-specific DNA binding; DNA-binding transcription factor activity, RNA polymerase II-specific. The record is from RefSeq and is a predicted model, not a curated record.